Messenger RNA from Cryphonectria parasitica EP155, 1041 nucleotides. RefSeq lists its product as uncharacterized. The record is from RefSeq and is a predicted model, not a curated record. Lineage: Eukaryota; Fungi; Ascomycota; Sordariomycetes; Diaporthales; Cryphonectriaceae. The transcript has a single exon. The coding region runs from base 236 to 988 and encodes 250 amino acids.
CUGUAACCUUGCUCAGAAAUAUAUUACAACAUAUCCCAAUGGACUCACCAUCCUCCGCAAUUGCGAACCCUCCCCAGGUUGGCAGGGCCCGUCUUGGGUACCCGAUUGGUCAACAAAAGCAAGCUUCUUUUGGAGACAUCAUACCUGCGCAUCCUCACAGAUUCAAGGCUGGUUCAAGUUCCCGAAUGCUGGAACCAUCCGGGUUCUUGCAGCAUCAGUAACAGUCGUGAAGGACAUGCGCUCGGUACCUCAAUUCUACACCCGCAAUUGGGAAAUAGGCGCCGCUUUUCUGUGUAGCAUUGCAGAUCCAUCUUGUCAAACCACGUCGUAUCCCUCUGGGGGAUCGCUCAUGCGUGCAAUCGCCAGAACAAUCGUGGCCGGCGCACUUUCUGAAUUCACGCAUGUACAGGAUGGCACCUAUCCUACAACAGAGAUUGCAGAAUCGGUUUUGACCAACGUUGUUUCUGGAGUAGCUCUUGUAGAAAAAGACCAGAACAUGGGAAGUGACGCGCAAAGGUUCUUCAAGAGAAUGGACUGGGGAUCGGGCGGGAAGGCCUUCAUCCGGGGCACAGGCGAAUACGUCGGCGUGGUGCCUCCCUCAACAAGAGUCGACGAUGAGAUAUUCGUUAUAGUGGGCUGUCAGCAGCUCCUCGUGUUGAGAAAACAUUCCGGGGGUAAUGAACGGUAUUCUAUAGUCGGCGAAUGCUAUGUGGAAGGGUGUGCGCGGGGGGAGCCUCUCCUGGGGAGAUUGCCGGAUCACGUCGGGUUCAGCAUAAUUCGAAACCGGAGUAUGGUUGGAGAGUCGCGACGUUUCAGAGAUUUGAGGUCUGGAGACUUAUUCUGCGAGGAUCCACGUCUUGGAAGUCUCGGAGUCGAGCUUGAAGAAUUCCGUGCCAGGCUUGCUAAGGAUCCCGAAGCAAUGCUGGACGUAGCGCCUGAAGUAUUGCGGGCGCGUAUAAAGGGCUUGAAGUAUAUUGACCUAGUUUAGCUCUAUGAACACCAGCUUCUAAUCAAAUGCACUACUUAGGUAGUAUCCUUGUG